Molecule: messenger RNA, 423 nt
Organism: Monosiga brevicollis MX1
Lineage: Eukaryota; Choanoflagellata; Craspedida; Salpingoecidae
Exons: 1
Coding region: 1-423 (140 amino acids)
Molecular function (GO): protein binding
Source: RefSeq, a predicted model, not a curated record
AUGCAGGCGCUGGAUCUGCAUGAGGCAGCGCAGGAGGGCAACCGAGAUGCUUUGGUGCAGGCCUUGGCCCACAAUGAUGUUAAUGCGGUGGAUGUGACGCUACACAAUCGCACGGCCCUUCACUGGGCGGCCACCACAGGCAACGUGGCCUGCGUGCGCAUCCUUUUGCAAGCGGGUGCCAAUGUUCGUGCGGCACAGAGCAACAAUGGCUGGCUACCCAUUCACGCUGCUGCCGAGGCAGAUGAGCCAGAUGUUAUCCGCGAGCUUGUUCGAGCAGACCCAGGCCUAGCGCUGGCCAUUGACCGACACGGUGACACGCCCCUGGAUGUUGCACAACGUUUUGGCCAUGCUGACUCCGUCCACGCCCUCCGGGAGGCCAUCAACGCUUCACAGGCGUCCGGGUCAACCGCUUUCUCCUCCUAG